AUGAAAGAGCAUGCAACCAAUGUUGAGAACAUGUAUAAAGCAGUUGAUGAUUCUGCUGAAGUUUUCAAGAUUACGACCGAAAAAGUCGAUAAACUAAUUUCUGAGGCUACUGCAUUCAUGGAGAAUUUCCGAACUACCUUUGACUCUAAUACAACGAAGGGUAAUGAAUCACUUCAGAUUCUAGGUUCUUUAUUUAAAACUGAGAGGGAAAAUUUUCAGGAAAUCGAAACGGGGCUGAAAUCUGAUCACGAAGAAUUUCAAACUUCCAUUUUUUCUCAACUUACCUUACUUCAAGUUGAACAGGCAAUGUAG
Molecule: messenger RNA, 312 nt
Organism: Lactuca saligna
Lineage: Eukaryota; Viridiplantae; Streptophyta; Magnoliopsida; Asterales; Asteraceae
Source: the annotation of a GenBank genome assembly